CACCUGCGCCGGCGUCGGGCUCGCGCACGCGCACGACGGCGGCGGCGACGGCGGUUCCUGCCGGGGGCUGCGAGUGGCGGGCGGCUCGGAGGGGAGCAGCGUCGCUGAGGGGCUCGGCGGCAGUGGCGGCGGCUCGGCACGCGUGGCUCUUGGCCCGGCUCGCGCAGCGGCGGGCGUUUCAGUCCGGUUCAGGGGCGUGGGCGCGGCGGCGGCGGCGGCCCGAGGCCUGCGGCCUAGGCCUCAGUGCGGCGGCGGGCUCGAGUGCGGCGCGGGGCCGGCCUGAGGGCCCUACUCGGCGGCACCAUGAGUGUGGAGGCGUACGGGCCCAGUUCGCAGACGCUCACCUUCCUGGACACUGAGGAAGCCGAGCUGCUUGGCGCCGACACGCAGGGCUCGGAGUUCGAGUUCACCGACUUCACCCUCCCCAGCCAGACGCAGACGCCCCCAGGUGGCCCCGGCGGCCCCGGAGGAGGUGGUGCGGGAGGCCCGGUCGGCGCUGGCGCGGGCGCUGCGGCCGGACAGCUGGACGCGCAGGUCGGUGGACCAGAGGGCAUUCUGCAGAACGGGGCUGUGGAUGACAAUGUGGCCAAGACCAGCCAGCUGUUGGCCGAGUUGAACUUUGAAGAAGAUGAAGAAGAUACCUAUUACACGAAGGAUCUCCCUGUACAUGCCUGCAGUUACUGCGGAAUACACGAUCCUGCUUGCGUGGUUUACUGUAAUACCAGCAAGAAGUGGUUCUGUAAUGGACGUGGAAAUACUUCUGGCAGCCACAUUGUAAAUCACCUCGUGAGGGCAAAAUGCAAAGAGGUGACUCUGCACAAGGAUGGGCCCCUGGGGGAGACAGUUCUGGAGUGUUACAACUGUGGCUGCCGCAAUGUCUUCCUCCUCGGCUUCAUCCCUGCCAAAGCGGACUCCGUAGUGGUGCUCCUGUGCAGGCAGCCCUGCGCCAGUCAGAGCAGCCUCAAGGACAUCAACUGGGACAGCUCCCAGUGGCAGCCCCUGAUCCAGGACCGCUGCUUCCUCUCUUGGCUGGUCAAGAUCCCUUCUGAGCAGGAGCAGCUGCGGGCCCGGCAGAUCACUGCUCAGCAGAUCAACAAGCUGGAGGAGCUCUGGAAGGAAAAUCCUUCUGCCACCUUGGAGGAUCUGGAGAAGCCCGGUGUGGAUGAGGAGCCGCAGCACGUCCUCUUGCGGUAUGAGGACGCCUACCAGUACCAGAACAUAUUCGGCCCUCUGGUCAAGCUGGAGGCCGACUACGAUAAGAAACUGAAAGAGUCCCAGACUCAAGAUAACAUCACGGUCAGGUGGGACCUGGGCCUUAACAAGAAGAGAAUCGCCUACUUCACUUUGCCCAAGACUGACUCUGGUAAUGAGGAUUUAGUCAUAAUUUGGUUAAGAGACAUGCGGCUCAUGCAGGGAGAUGAGAUAUGCCUGAGGUACAAAGGGGAUCUGGCACCCCUGUGGAAAGGGAUCGGCCACGUCAUCAAGGUCCCUGAUAAUUAUGGCGAUGAGAUCGCCAUUGAGCUUCGGAGCAGUGUGGGCGCCCCUGUGGAGGUGACUCACAACUUCCAGGUGGAUUUCGUGUGGAAGUCAACCUCAUUUGAUAGGAUGCAGAGUGCUUUGAAAACGUUUGCUGUGGAUGAGACCUCCGUGUCAGGCUACAUCUACCACAAACUGCUCGGCCACGAGGUGGAGGAUGUGAUCAUCAAGUGCCAGCUGCCGAAACGCUUCACGGCACAGGGGCUCCCAGACCUCAACCACUCCCAGGUUUACGCUGUGAAGACUGUGCUGCAGAGACCACUGAGCCUGAUUCAGGGGCCACCGGGCACGGGGAAGACCGUGACCUCUGCCACCAUCGUCUACCACCUGGCUCGGCAGGGCAACGGGCCCGUGCUCGUCUGUGCUCCGAGUAACAUAGCUGUGGAUCAGCUGACUGAGAAGAUCCACCAGACUGGGCUGAAAGUCGUGCGGCUCUGCGCGAAGAGCCGUGAGGCCAUUGAUUCCCCGGUGUCAUUCCUGGCCCUGCACAACCAGAUCAGGAACAUGGAUAGCAUGCCGGAGCUACAGAAGCUGCAGCAGCUGAAGGAUGAGACUGGGGAGCUGUCCUCUGCCGACGAGAAGCGGUACCGGGCCCUGAAGCGCACCGCCGAGCGGGAGCUGCUCAUGAAUGCAGAUGUCAUCUGCUGCACGUGUGUGGGUGCAGGGGACCCGAGGCUCGCCAAGAUGCAGUUCCGCUCCAUCUUAAUUGACGAGAGCACCCAGGCCACCGAACCAGAGUGCAUGGUCCCUGUGGUUCUUGGCGCCAAGCAGCUCAUCCUCGUGGGCGACCACUGCCAGCUGGGCCCUGUGGUGAUGUGCAAGAAGGCCGCCAAGGCUGGACUGUCCCAGUCGCUCUUCGAGCGCCUGGUAGUGCUGGGCAUCCGUCCCAUCCGCCUCCAGGUCCAGUAUCGGAUGCACCCAGCGCUCAGUGCCUUCCCGUCCAACAUCUUCUACGAGGGCUCUCUUCAGAACGGCGUCACCGCAGCGGAUCGAGUGAAGAAGGGGUUUGACUUCCAGUGGCCCCAACCUGAUAAGCCAAUGUUCUUCUACGUGACCCAGGGCCAAGAGGAGAUCGCCAGCUCAGGCACCUCCUACCUUAACAGGACGGAAGCUGCAAAUGUGGAGAAGAUCACCACGAAGCUGCUAAAGGCGGGUGCCAAGCCUGACCAGAUCGGCAUCAUCACACCCUAUGAGGGCCAGCGCUCCUACCUGGUGCAGUACAUGCAGUUCAGCGGCUCCUUGCACACCAAGCUCUACCAGGAGGUGGAGAUUGCCAGUGUGGACGCGUUCCAGGGACGAGAGAAGGACUUCAUCAUCCUUUCCUGUGUGCGAGCCAACGAGCACCAAGGCAUUGGGUUUUUAAACGACCCCAGGCGGCUUAAUGUGGCUCUGACCAGAGCAAGGUAUGGGGUCAUUAUCGUGGGCAACCCAAAGGCCUUGUCCAAGCAGCCGCUCUGGAACCACCUGCUGAACUACUACAAGGAGCAGAAGGUGCUGGUGGAGGGGCCCCUGAACAACCUUCGGGAGAGCCUCAUGCAGUUCAGCAAGCCCAGGAAGCUGGUCAACACCAUCAACCCGGGAGCCCGCUUCAUGACAACAGCCAUGUAUGAUGCUCGGGAGGCCAUUAUCCCAGGAUCAGUCUAUGAUCGGAGCAGCCAGGGCCGGCCCUCAAACAUGUACUUCCAGACCCACGACCAGAUCGGCAUGAUCAGUGCGGGACCCAGCCACGUGGCUGCCAUGAACAUUCCCAUCCCUUUCAACCUGGUCAUGCCACCCAUGCCACCACCAGGGUAUUUUGGACAAGCCAACGGGCCAGCCGCAGGCCGGGGUACCCCAAAAGGCAAGACUGGUCGUGGGGGGCGCCAGAAGAACCGCUUUGGGCUCCCUGGACCCAGCCAGACGAAUCUCCCCAACAGCCAGGCCAGCCAGGAUGUGGCAUCACAGCCCUUCUCCCAGGGCGCCCUGACACAGGGCUACAUCUCCAUGAGCCAGCCCUCCCAGAUGAGCCAGCCCGGCCUCUCCCAGCCCGAGCUGUCCCAGGACAGUUACCUUGGCGAUGAGUUUAAGUCACAGAUUGAUGUGGCGCUGUCGCAAGACUCCACGUACCAAGGGGAGCGGGCGUACCAGCACGGCGGAGUGACAGGGCUGUCCCAGUACUAGAAGGUGGCGGCGGAAGAGCUAAGCUAUGUGGCUUAGUCCAUCAGCAUCUUAUUCUGGGUAAUAAAAAAUAAAAAUAAAUGGAUACCUGUUUUCCACUGCUAAAACUGAAGCACCACUGUGAGCAACAGGAGAGGGAGAGGAGCACCCGAGGGAGAGAGGAGCCCGAGACAGAGCGAGCGCCCACUGCUGGCCCGCGGCGGCGAGGAGAAGGAGAAGGGAGAGCGGGAGGCGGGCGGCCACGGAGGACCGCCCGCCAGCGAGCCCUGCCAGCCCCGCUCGCCAAGGAGGCCCAGCGCUCGCCGCGUCCACACCUGGGUCUGCGACCAGGGCGGAGGGAGGAAGACCCUCAUCUCAGAGUAGCCCUUUCCUCUGUUCUUUUCUUUCUGUUUCUCUUUUAUUGAAAGGGGACUACGUUUUAGCAGGAAAAACUUCGCAUUUCUGUGCCGAGCAGGCUCCUUGCUGGGGCGGCCAUGCCGGGAGAGCCCCGAGGAGGUGUGGGUUCUGUCCACACCAGCUCUGAAACUGCCCUGGUCACGCUGCCUGUGUUCUAAGAGGGUUUCAUUUAAAGAAAACACGGUGUUUUGGGUUUUUCUGUUUGUUUUUUAAAGAUUCUUUCAAAGGAGUACUGAAAAACAUACUUUCCUGAGUUUGUCUCUCAAAUCUUAGUGGUGGACCUGGAAGAUGUGAGAA
Molecule: messenger RNA, 4386 nt
Organism: Panthera uncia (snow leopard)
Lineage: Eukaryota; Metazoa; Chordata; Mammalia; Carnivora; Felidae
Gene: UPF1
Product: UPF1 RNA helicase and ATPase
Exons: 24
Coding region: 304-3696 (1130 amino acids)
Biological process (GO): nuclear-transcribed mRNA catabolic process, nonsense-mediated decay
Cellular component (GO): cytoplasm
Molecular function (GO): RNA helicase activity; RNA binding; hydrolase activity
Source: RefSeq, a predicted model, not a curated record